AUGAGUAGACAAUCAGAGUUUAAAAUGAAACUUGACCCUGAAUUGGGUAGAUAUACAAGACAACAUAUUUAUGGAGAAGGAGUAAUGGAUGUGUUUAAAUCAGUUGGUACAAAAUUAUUUGGAAAAACAGUCAAAUCAGCUGUCAAAAAAGGAGCUAAAAAAGCAGUGACAGCAGCUGCAACAAAAACCGGUGAACAUGUUGGUAAAAAGGCUGGUGAUAAGAUAGUGCAGUUGUUAUCAAACGGGGGGGUUGCAUCCCCCCGAAAACCCCCUGCAAAAAAAGUUAGAUUUAAUAAAAAUGUUGAAAAAAUAUCUCAACAAGAGAUAGAUCAAAUGUUGAAUAACCUUCUUAGUGGAGGUUCAACACGUAAGAGAAAAUUAUAUAAUUAUCAAAAUAAAAUGAAGUCUUUUAGAAAUCCAAAAUAUUUAGAUAGAUAUGAAGAUGUUGUAUUUGACCUGGAACAGUCUUUAGAUACGACUCCAGCAAAUAACGCUCACCAAACUAAAACAGGUCUUAGAUUUGUUGCUGAUAAUACAGGAGAAACUACUCCUUUUGAUUGGUAUAACGCCAGACUAUCAAUGGAUUUUAAAGUAAAUAAGCUGGCAGAUGGUGGAAACAUUGCUGUUGCAGAUCAUAACGGAAUUGUAAAUGGUAGUAACUCAUUUAUAGAAAAAUUAAGUAUCCUAGCAAAUGGUAGAGAGGUCUAUAGUUGUAACUACGCAAAUCAUGUUGUAAAUAUUAAAAAUUUGCUUGAGUAUAAUCCUUCAUAUGCACAGAGUGUUGCUACAAACGAAUUUUAUUUUCCUGAUACAUCAACAGCUGCAGAGGAAAGAGAAUUUGAAGUUAGUGGCACAAAUCAGUUAGCUAAAAGAAAAGCAACAUAUAACAAAGGCUUUGCUGCAAGAAAAGCUCUAUUAGGUGUAUCAGCCACAGUAAAUUGUGAAAUUCCUCUUAAUAGAUACUCCUUCUUUGAAGCAUUGGAAGACAAGCUGCUUCCAAAUACAAAAAUUGAGCUAAAUAUUGAAAUUGAAAAAGAUGCAAAUUUAAUUUUUCAAGCCGCUGAUAAUUGUAGAGUUAUUAUAACAAGACUACAACUUUUUAUUCCGAAACUUACGUUUAAUUCAGAAGGACAAAAGUUGUACAUGGAGAAUUAUCUUAAACCUUACAAAUGGAUAUAUUUGAAUGAAGUAGUUGAAAGAUCAAAUAAUUCACAGCAACAGACAGGUCAUUUUAGAAUUACAAAUGCUAUUUCAAAACCAAGGCAUGUAUUUGUUUUUGGAAUUGAUACAGCAAGAAUUGAUUCACAAACAGCAAAUCCAUUUUUAUACGACACUUUUAAUCUACCAAAUAAUGCAAAUAUAAGAGAUUGUUACCUAGAAGUUGCCAAUGGAAACGAAUAUCCUGAUAUUCACUUUAAACCUUCUACAGAUUUGUCAAGAGUUUUUAGAAAUGUAAUGUCAUACGUCUAUGUAAAUAAUGAUUACCAAGGUGGGACAUUACUUAAUAUAAGUAAUUUCAAAACUUUAUUUCCUUUUGUUUAUUUUGACCUGACAAAACAAAAAAUGGAUAUCAAAGAUGGGGUCACAAAAUUAGCAUUUCAUUAUGAAUUAACUGCUAAUCCAAACGCCGAUUAUAAUAUUUACGCUUUAGUCUUACAUGAAAGAAUAGCAGAAAUAUCGCAACAAGAUGGAAAACUAUUACUCCGUGCUUAA
Molecule: messenger RNA, 1713 nt
Organism: Porites evermanni
Lineage: Eukaryota; Metazoa; Cnidaria; Anthozoa; Scleractinia; Poritidae
Source: the annotation of a GenBank genome assembly